Gloeophyllum trabeum ATCC 11539 is the source of this 1524-nucleotide messenger RNA. RefSeq lists its product as uncharacterized. Bases 322 to 1110 code for a protein of 262 amino acids. NCBI's taxonomy places the organism in Eukaryota, Fungi, Basidiomycota, Agaricomycetes, Gloeophyllales, Gloeophyllaceae. The record is from RefSeq and is a predicted model, not a curated record. The transcript has 4 exons.
AGAGAACGCAACACAUUCCGUACUGUAUUGCUGUGUGCCGUCCACCGCCAUCAACCGCGCGAGGCAAGGCAAAACAUGCCCCUGUGGGAGGCUGCACGCUAUUAUUAGCUCUGCACAUGGGCGGUUUCCAUAUCGAGGGGCGCUAGUACAGCGCCAGCCCCCCUCAGCCGACAGGAUACAUAGCCCUUUGCUCUCAACGACGACGGUCCCAGCUUUUCAACCCAGCCUCUCUUUUCUCCUGUCGCUCCUUUGCGUGCCUUGGGUCUGCUCCUCUGCUUAAACGCUCGUAUCCCCGUUUACACUUGCCGACCACAGUUUACGAUGUUCACCGCGUUCGCCCUCACCGCUCUUUUUGCCUCUUCUCUGGUUGCUCGCGCAGACCCCACGCCAAACGAGCCCGGUCCCGGCAGCGUUUUCAAUGAAGGCUCUACCUGUCACAUUGCGUGGGACCCCGACACCACUGGCCAGUGGAAGAACAUGGCCAUCGAGCUCAUGACCGGCGAUAACUUCAAUAUGGUGCAUCUGACAACUGUGACCACUCUGGACGGCACGAGCACUUCUACCAACACCUACGAUUAUCCCUGCCCUUCGGUCACUCCCAAUGCUGCUAUCUACUUCUACCAGUUCUCCGACCCCUCGUCGCCGAACAAGACCUGGACCACCCGGUUCGCCAUCGCCGACGCGAACGGCAAGACCGUCGACCCCUCCAACGCGUCGCAGCCGGGCGGCGCCGCCAUCCCUUGGGGCACCGGUGCGCUGACCGACCCCUCGUCUGCGACCCCGCCGCCCUCAGGCAGCACCAGCAGCAGCAACACCUCCGUUCCGGGCAGUGCUUUGCCUGGCGCGGGGUCGUCCUCUGCUGGCUCUGGCUCCACGGUCGUGGUCUCCGCUCCCUCCGGUACGACCUCCGCGUCGUCGAAGAUCACCACGGCGAAGAGUGCUGCGACCAAUGCUGCCGCGCCCACUUCCAGCGGUGCCGCUGCCGGUAACAAGACGGCAACCGACGGCUCGGCAGACUCGGGUGCAGCAAUGGUGGGCGGCGCGUCCGGCUUGAAGACGGCGGUCGUUUCGCUGGCCGUUACGGCGCUGGUGUUCGUGGUGGGAUUAUAGAGGAAGCAUGCGAAAAUCCAUCUGCUGGUCAUAUUCAUCUCCCCCCUCUUGUCUGUCCAUCCCCUCCACCCUUUCGCCCGAGCACAGUCUCCCACCGUCUAGCUUUGACUUUACCCCAGUCGAUAUCUUACGAAUGCAUGUCGUCACGCUCCUCACGUCUGCAUGGUUGGGACCCUAGUUGAUAGAUCGCAAUCUGGUUGAUGCAUGUGCGGGCAGUACAUCUUUAUAUUUUCUUGUUGUAUGGGGAUUACAUAGGAUAUAUCUACCAAUAACCGACCUAUUUAGUUCGUGAUGUCCGCUGCACGCCUUGGAAGCGUGCCUUACGUGACUCCCCGUCGUACAUACCAACCCUUGGGUCUCCUGGCAUUGUGGCGCAUUGUGGCGCGAGUUACUUAGCACUUCUGUGAUAAUCAC